AUCAUUUCCCCCACCCGCAUAAAUCUCUCUGUCUCUCUCUCUCUCGCGCUCGCUCUGCGAUAUACAGAAAGAUAUAGCUGAGUAAGACGAACUCGGUGGUGGUGGAGAGUGGACCGAGCGGAGUCUGCGGCAUGACUCGGCGGUGCUCACACUGCAGCAACAACGGGCACAACUCACGGACCUGCCCGAAUCGCGGCGGAGGCGGCGGAGGUGUGAAGCUAUUCGGGGUGAGGCUAACGGAUGGGUCGAUCAUUAAGAAGAGCGCGAGCAUGGGCAAUCUCUCGGCGCUCUACCACCAGGACUCGCCCCCCUCUGACCCCGUCCAUGUCUCCGAUGGCUACUUGUCCGACGACCCCGCUCCCGCCUCCAACCGACGUGCCGACCGCAAGAAAGGUGUCCCAUGGACAGAAGAGGAACAUCGGCUGUUCUUAAUUGGCCUUCAGAAGUUGGGGAAAGGGGACUGGCGUGGUAUAGCACGGAAUUUUGUCAUCUCAAGGACUCCUACACAAGUGGCAAGCCAUGCCCAGAAAUACUUUAUCCGGCAGACUAAUGCUAACCGACGAAAGAGACGUUCCAGCCUUUUUGACAUGGUUCCUGAUAUGGCCAUGGAUCCACCAUCUGUGCCAGAAGAACAAGUAUUGUUGCCUUCUGCAAGUGAAGCUGAUAAUGCCGACGCGUUACCUUCAUUAAAUCUCUCCCUCAAAUCGGAAUUUGAACCUAUGGAAGCCACAUCUAAAGAAAAAUUAAAAGAACCCGAGGAAAGUGUGACGGGAUCAAUUGGACUGGCACCAAUGCUUCCUGGAUUGGUCCCUGCUUAUCUACCUUCUCCAUUCCUAUUCUGGCCACCAAAUACAUUUCCUAUGGAGGAAGAGAAGGGUGCGGAGCCGUCACAUCAUCAGGUCUUGAAGCCAAUUCCAAUCCUUCCCAAGGAGCCUGUCAAUGUUGAUGAACUUGUUGGCAUGUCUCAGCUCAGUCUCGAAGAGGCUGAGAGACGCCAUAGAGAACCUUCACCACUGUCGUUAAAAUUGAUAGGAGAGCCCUCAAGGCAGUCAGCAUUUCAUGCAAAUGCUCCAGUCAGUGGGUCUGACUUAAACAAGCAGGGCGAGAGUAGUGUAAUCCAAGCAGUUUGAAAUCGGGAGAAGAGAGCAGAGUUAAUAUCCUUUUUCCUUUUCUUGAUUUUGUACAAUUAUAUUUUCGCUAAAGCAUCUCGGUUUAUUUUUUUAUUAGAAUGAAGAAUUUCCGGUCUUUAUAACAUAGGUUAGAUCAAGUUCGUAGGAAAAUAUUAUUCUUUCUGUGUAAACAGCUAGCAGUUGAAAUAAUUGAAUCGAUUUGGCCAAUCA
Molecule: messenger RNA, 1340 nt
Organism: Alnus glutinosa
Lineage: Eukaryota; Viridiplantae; Streptophyta; Magnoliopsida; Fagales; Betulaceae
Product: transcription factor MYBS3
Exons: 3
Coding region: 132-1130 (332 amino acids)
Biological process (GO): response to gibberellin; response to ethylene; response to auxin
Molecular function (GO): zinc ion binding; DNA binding
Source: RefSeq, a predicted model, not a curated record